This is a messenger RNA of Gaeumannomyces tritici R3-111a-1, 936 nucleotides long. RefSeq lists its product as hypothetical. Bases 208 to 798 code for a protein of 196 amino acids. The transcript has 2 exons. The record is from RefSeq and is a predicted model, not a curated record. NCBI's taxonomy places the organism in Eukaryota, Fungi, Ascomycota, Sordariomycetes, Magnaporthales, Magnaporthaceae.
AGUUGAUAAGGAGCGUUCGGUGCCGCCUGGGCACUGUGGGAAAGACUGCUUUUCCACGUUUCUCUUCGGAAUCAAGAAGGAACGGAUUGCGGCGCGGCUCGCACGCCAUCGAAAAAAAAAAGCUCAAUAUUGUAGGUUCGCCUAGGAAAGUACCAUUGAUGAAAGAGUUCGCGGGAGGGCUCCAGGACUAGGUUCUGUAAGUUUCGGAUGAUGUUACCGCCUGUGUAUAAAAACAGGCAGCAUGAAAAAGCCUUCCUCUCGAGACAAGGGCGCCCCCAAGAGCCUCGGGGAGGCAUGGCCAUUAACAGAGGCCGCAUGGUUCAUGACCAACACAGCAGCCGCAUGCUCGGUCAACACCAUGAGCGGCCCAGUAAAGCGGGCGAUACGCCCGGAGCCGUGCCAACACGCGCUUGCAUCGAGCAGAGAAGUUGUGAGCUCAGGCUCCGGCAGGUGUGCCUGCUGAUUGAUAAGAGCGCAACGGGUCCACACUAUGGAGAGGCACGUCGGGUGCCUGGGCGCCUGUUCACGGGCACUGCUGCCUCACGGCCCGUCACCCGCGAAGCCAACAUAACAGCAGCCGCACAUACAUAUGGCCAGCCGACUGGGGCAACUGAGGCCACCCCCCAUGGAAGCGACGACGUGGCAACGGUGCCGCAGAGACCGAAAGGGUUGCACGAUCAACUACUGGCAGUUAGCCGAGGGGGAUCUGGAACGACGCUGGAGGAGUCAUACCUUCCCACUGUUGUGACUGCGACAGGUGAUAAAACGCCAAUCCUAGAUGAGGAGCCACAUGGGUGAAUGCCGAGCCAGAUCGCAGGUGCACUCGAUGUCAUCGCGUUGGUUCCCAAUUCGAGACAGGUCGGCCAUGGUUACCUGAUCUGCCUGCCUGGGUAGGUACGGUACCUACCUAGUAGGCACCUAGCCUGGACCUGAAAG